Ostrea edulis (European flat oyster) is the source of this 1405-nucleotide messenger RNA. RefSeq lists its product as uncharacterized. Lineage: Eukaryota; Metazoa; Mollusca; Bivalvia; Ostreida; Ostreidae. Bases 94 to 1158 code for a protein of 354 amino acids. The transcript has 10 exons. The record is from RefSeq and is a predicted model, not a curated record.
AACCUUGAUAAUACGUACUCUUGAAGUGUGAAACGCUCGGAAGAGGACGUUGACUUUCCUACAGAACAGUACUGCAACCACGGACAGGAAGAGAUGAGGACUGUUCUUUUUUUGGCGUGCAUCUUAUCUGCAUUUAUGUUCUCCCUUGGUGACUGGCAGCAUCCACAUUACAGUUUUCGGUGUUUAGAGAACGGCGCAAUCAUGUUGUAUGGACUUCACAGUGGAAGCGAGAUAUAUCUGGACCAUUCUAGUACCAAUGGGUGCGUGAACCAGACUCGUAACAAAAACAACCAACCUGUUACAAUUGAGAAAAAUUGUUUGAAGUAUAAUGCAACGAAGAACUUCACGUCUAUAAGUAUGACUGUCUACGAUCCAAACUUCGAUGUAACAACAACAACACAAAACCCAACACGAACACCAACAACACCACCAAGCUACAGCGGAGGUCAUCGUUACCACAAAUUUAACAUCAUAUGUAUGGACAUCCCCCAGAAUGGAGUCAGCAAGACUGUUGCACAUGUGUUCCAAGAGACGGAUAACCAUCAGCUUCCGCAAAAUUACAAGGAAGUCGAUGGUGUAGAGAUGAGAUUUAAAGCUGUUAAGAAAACAAACGCUCCUGAUAUCAGCAGUAUCUACGUAGGAGACGAAUUUUACAUGUUUCUCACAUACAUGGGAGAUACAGCCUACUCGCUGGUUCCACAAACGUGUAAGGCAAUUGAAGGAGGAAUAGUCCCUACAAAAGAUCCAGGGGAAUCAGAAAAUUCCGUAUACUUAUGGAAAUAUGGGGAUUCAACAAGUAAUUGUAUCCAGCAUCCUGAACUUCUUGAAAAAUUUGAAAAGCAGGUUUCCAACUGCAAACAAGUUAUUGCAACGAUGUAUGGUUUCCGAUUCUCUGGCAAUCAAAACUACAUAACGAUUACCUGCGAGGUUACAAUGUAUCCUGCAUACAUGUACAUGGGAGAGACUGAUGUAUGCGUGAAACCCACACGGCGUCGCAAACGUAGUAUUGAACUAAAGACCCAUCAAGUGUCUAAGACGAUGCAAGUAUUUGACAGCAAGAAUAGCUACCAAUCCGAAAAUAGAAGUCAAUGCAACCAUGGUGGAAUCUCCGUUUGGAUUGUUGCACUGAUCACAACUACUCUGUACCGACAGCUGUAAACAAAGGACUAUACAGUUAAUCAUAAAAAUGCAUUAUUUGAUUUUGAUAUAAUUUGUACGCGAGUACUGGAUAUCAACUUUUACUGAUUAUGUGUCAGUAAUACAACAAUUACUGUAGUAUUGUAUAGUGUACAAUACAUGCAAACUAGCCAUUACAUCAUUUAAAGAAUUUGACGUUUUUUAUCUCAUGAUUAUUGUAAUCCUGAAAUCAUUACGGUAUAUAAUAUAAUAAAAUACAAUCAAAACA